Molecule: messenger RNA, 1499 nt
Organism: Xiphias gladius (swordfish)
Lineage: Eukaryota; Metazoa; Chordata; Actinopteri; Istiophoriformes; Xiphiidae
Exons: 5
Coding region: 8-1048 (346 amino acids)
Biological process (GO): response to bacterium
Source: RefSeq, a predicted model, not a curated record
UUUGAACAUGAAGACAUCUCCAAAGUUUGUUUUCUAUCUGACAUGUUUGUUCUUGUGCAAAAUGGCUCGGAUGACUAAUCUGUCCGGAUCUCUUCGUCAAGAGAGAGGUUUUCUAUCACUUUACGUUGGCGAAAGCAUAAAUAUUCAAUGUUUCAUUGAAAGUGAUCCAACAGCAUCGUAUUACUGGUAUAAGCAAAUUUUGGGACAGAAACCAAGGAUCAUCUCUACCUUUUACAUGUAUGAUAAAAGUGCCAUUUUUUAUGAUGAAUUCGAGAACAAUCCACGUUUCGCCUUGGAUACUAAAAAUGGUAUAAAUCACUUGAAGAUCUCAGAUUUACGUACUUCAGACUCAGCUACUUACUACUGCGGAAGUAGAGGGUCAAUAACAUUUGAAUUUGCGGAAGGCACUACUGUCAGUGUAAAGGAUUCAGGUUUGAACCAAGCUUUGGUCCAUCAGUCAGUUUCUGAGACCAUCCAGCCAGGAGGCUCUGUGACUCUCAACUGUACCGUACACACGUGGACCUGUGAUGGAGAACACAGUGUUUACUGGUUCAAAUACUCUGAAGAUUCUCAUCCAGGACUCAUUUACACCCAUGGACACAGGAGUGAUCAGUGUGAGAGGAAACCCAACACACAAACACACACCUGUGUCUACAACCUACCAGUGAAGAAGCAGAGUUGUUCUCAUGCUGCAACCUACUACUGUGCUGUUGCCUCAUGUGGACACAUACUGUUUGGGAAUGGGACCAAACAGGAAACUGAGGAUGAGGAAGAUUCCCUUGUCUUGGAGUAUUUCUUGAGCGGCGCCCUGGUGUUCACAACCAUCCUAAGUGUUUUACUGGCUUUCCUACUGAUAAGUAAGAGAAACAGCUGCCAACGUACAGAAUCUAAUGCGAGAUUUUCAGCUUCCUCCAAAAUUAAUCCAGAGAAUCUUAAAAAUGAAGAAAACGUCCAGUACGCUUCCUUAAGGGUAAAAAAUGCCAACAGAUCUAGAAGACAAAGAGAUGACACAGAGGAUGGAUCCGUAUACUCCAUUGUAAAGCGGUGAAGCUGGACAUGUUUGAUCUUUGUCUCUGUGCAACAGGAAAACGACUUCAAUUCUGUCUCUUUCUGUGUAAUUUCAAGUGUAAUUUCACCUAAAAUGUUUACUGUAAAGCUUUACUUUGCUAUAAACUAACCAAAGAAGCUCUUCCAAUGACAACAUAUGAAGAUUGAAAGUGCAGUGGGCUGUGUAUCAUUACACCUGCACUUCUUGUACUUUUAGCUAAUUAACUGAAUUGAAUUUCCAAAACUGUAAAGUAACCACUAUAACAAAGUCCCCUUCACAGUGGAAGAUGUACAGCCUUCCAUAGAAAUGAAAUGUGCACGUUUUUCACAAAGCAAACACUUUUGUCAUUGGCAGUGCAGUAUGUACAAAUCAUAAAUGUUAUCUACUAGUGUGGUUACAAAAAUAUAAACUGACAAACCAAAACGGUUCAUUUAUUAAAAUUCUGAUCAUU